CCCAGUUUCUAAAUAUAUUUAGCUUCAGUUCAUAAGGUCACUCAGCUACAUCCUGUUUUUCUCGGAAUUUCAAACAAUAGCUUUUUCAGGCUGUGUUUACCAGCAAUCUUGUUGAACGCUGACAAUGGAGUCCUUCUUGAGAAAUCUCACCAAACAGGUUACUUGCUCAGUUUGUCUCGAGACCUACAAAGAGCCGAAAAUUAUAUCGUGUUUUCACACCUUUUGCUGUGAGUGUUUAGAAAAACACGCAAGAGUGAGCCAAAGACAUGGAAAGUUUCGAUGCCCCGAGUGUCAGGCAGAAAUCCACUUGCCAGAAGGAAAUCGCUUCGAAGCGUUGCCAACUAGUUUCUUUCACAACAGUUUGUUGAAUAUACUUGCCGUUCGGCAAAGUGGCGAUGGAAUAAACGUCACUUGUAGCAACUGUAAGAAGACCAGCUCCAAUGUCCAUUACUGCUUUGAUUGUGCCCGAUUCAUGUGUUCCGACUGUCUUAACGCACAUGAAAUUAUGCGCGACGCCUUUGAGGGACACAAAGUCAUGCCUGUUAAAGACUUCCAAGAUCAAGAUUACGAGGCUCUGUUAAAGCGACAGCCCUUUUGCACCAAGAAGUACCACGAGCGAGAGAUGACGAGAUUUUACUGCCUCCAGUGUCAGUGUUGUGUUUGCCAUCUUUGCAUCGUCACGGAUCAUCAAAGUCACAAAGUUCAAUUGCUCGACGAAGCGGCUGACAACGAGAAAGGAAACAUCAUGGCGGAUGCCGCAGAGAGCCGAACAAGGGAAAACGAUUUAAAGGAAAAGCUUCAACAAUUCCAAAAUACAGCAAACAGCCUGCAAGAAAAUGCCUGCGUCGCUAAACGAGGAGUCUCUCAAGCAGCCGAGAAGAUGAUCGCAGAGAUUCGAGAGCGCGAGCGGAAAGCCAUUGAAUCAAUCGAGACAACGUGCGUGACGAGACUCCAAAAAAUCAACUCGGCCCGACAGGCAAUAGAAUCUCUGAUGAAACAAAACAACAAAGUCGCCGACUUUGCCGAAAACUUGAUACAGAAAAGCUCAAGCUGGGAUAUCAUGCAAAACAAGCACAAUUUGAAACAGAGAUUUGAGGAGCUUCGAGGAAUCCAAGCUGCACAACACCAUCAGACCUCGUUCAUCAAGUUUUACCCCAAUCCUGCUGUGGGCUUCAACUUGGGCGACAUCGCCACCGAAGACAUAGCAGACGCAAGCUGGUCCACUCUGGAGGGACUGGAUCAAACUUUUCAGGCUGGUUUAGAGGCAAAGUUUAUUUUAUUCUCCAAAUCACGUUAUGGAGAAAUUAGUAACCAGCCUGAUCUCAAACAGCAAAUUGAAGUUCUCAUACAACCAGACAAAGAUGUCACACAAGUCACUGUUUACAACACAGAAAACGGUAGAUUCGAGGUGAAAUUUAUACCCAAAGUACCCGGUGCUUACAGCAUUGAAGUGAAGAUUAAUGGAGAUACACUCGCCAACUCUCCGUUCACUGUGGUGGUGAAGGAGCGUGAACUUACUGUGGUCGGUGAGUUGGAUCUGAAUUUAUUAGAAGGAGAACAGGUCGGCAAUCUAUUUGGAAUCGCGGUAAAUACGACAGGGAAUAUUGCCGUAACUGACGUUGGUAAAAACUGUGUUUACAUAUUCGAUAAAAAUGGUAAAUGUCUGAGAAAAAUUGGAGCUAAAGGGGAAUUUAAAGACCCAUUUGGCGUGACAUAUUUGAACGAUGACGAGAUUUUGAUUGCAGACACAAAUAACAACAGUAUACAACAAAUUAAUAUCCAGACAGGAACUGUUGUGAAAACUUUAGUGAAAAAAGGGGUAGGAAUAAGAGAGUUUAAUCACCCAAUUGAUGUUUGUUUGGAUGAAGAACGUCGCAUUGUUGUAACCGAGAUUUCGAGUAAUAGGAUACAGGUGAUGUCACGUGAGGGAGAGACUAUUUCCAUCUUUGGAAACAUCGGCCCAGAAAAAUUAGAACAACCGUGGAGGUGCCUGCCUUACAAAAACAAGUUUUUUGUCUCCGGUGGCGGAAAUCAUUGCAUUAAGGCUCUCGAUAUGUCAGGAACAUUCUUACACAAGUUUGGCAAACAAGGCAAUCAAGAUGCACAAUUUAACUACCCGGGUGGUUUGCUAAUAGACAGCUCCAAUAAUCUUCUCGUGUGUGAUCGGUUUAAUCAUCGAGUUCAGCAGUUUUCUCUGGACGGUCGCUUCACUGGUAAAAGUAUCACUCAUUUACCUUAUCCUCAUGGAAUAGCAGCAACACCAGAUGGACGUAUUCUCGUGACUACCGCUAAAAAGAUUUUCAUAUUAAAGUAGCUGUUUCAAUAGACACUUAUUUACUUCGCAGGUUAUAUUCUACUUCUAAUGACCCGAACUGUUUCUUUCCUAAUGUGCAAUAAUCGGAAACUGGAAUUUGUAGAAGCUUCAUCAAAUACAACUGAACUACUCUGCUUUGACAUUUCAAUUUUGCAUACUUGUGGCGUUUAUGCAUAUUCGUAAUAACGUAGCCCACGUAAACAUUAUAGGAUUGUGAUUGUCAAGGAAUAUUUUGCACUAAAUACGUCGCGUUAAAUACGUUAUUUUCUUUCGAUAACAUAGCAGUAAUUGCAUAUAUAUUACUUUCUUCUACUAGAGAGAGCGAUACGUACCAGGUACUGAAAUAGACAAGUACUGUGUGACAUCCAGCUCUUGUAAGACCUCGCUCCCAAAAAAAAAAAAA
Molecule: messenger RNA, 2717 nt
Organism: Pocillopora verrucosa
Lineage: Eukaryota; Metazoa; Cnidaria; Anthozoa; Scleractinia; Pocilloporidae
Source: RefSeq, a predicted model, not a curated record